CCACUGGUAUUUACAUAGUCAGGUGAGUUUCCCACGAGAGCUGCACUGCUGCCUCCCCCUGUGCACCUGCAGGUCCUGCUACUGUGUGGGGCUCCCAGAGCUUCCCAGGAGGCAGAACGUGAAAUAAUAGAGAUAAAGAAAGAACUGAAGGAUCAUCCACACCCAAUGGGAUUCACAGCAGCUCCACUUGCUGGUGGGGAGUUAACUGCACAGCUGCCUGUACCUGAGAAAAACCAAAACUCUGAAAAGUCUACUUUGGAUAAAUCAUGGGCCCAGCAGGGAUGGACACUGAGAGCAGUGAGAAGCAAAGCACUGGAAAGGAUCCCAUCAGGAAGAAGAACCAAUGCCAAGGAGGGAGAGCAGGUCACCCAAGGAAGAAAUAUAAAUAUGCAGAUAGAUUACAGUUCCUCCUGCCAACUUUAUAUACAAGAGGCCAUUUAAGGAAGAAGGCGCUUCCCCCAGGAGAGAAGGGAGCAGUUUUCAAUGGCCGCCCCCCUCCCAUGAGCAGAACUGAUCCCCCAUCCCCCGCUGCUCCCCUCCCAUCAACUUCAUUGUCUCUUCAGACUCCGCCUCCCAGUAGGAAACGCAGUCGCUUGGAGGGAGUUGAGGGAACACUUGUGGGAAUGUUGCGUUGCCUUGUGGACGUUCUCACAAAACAAAAUGCAGAGAGUAAAGUAGAAGAUUGUCCGGAUCUCGUUUUCCUUAAAUCCAUGCUGCCGGGUAUGAAGUUGGUCCCACCAGAGAGACGCGCUGCACUUAAAGCUGAGAUCUUCCAACUCAUUGUCAGCUAUAUCCCACACCAACCUCUUGUACCCCCAGUACCCAUCCCCCUCCUAAUCACUCCUACCCUCCAUUCCCUAUGCCGACACCCCCCACUCUAUUUGGCUGGUAUAACUCCCCUCCCCCAUACCAAGGGAACCCUCCUCGUACAGGCUCGGCACCAAUCCACUACCCAGGCUUGUAACCCUUUUCCUUAAAGGAUAAGUAAACCUUAAAAAUAAGUGAAUGUAAAGUUGAUGAGGGUGCUAUUCUAAGCACUUGUGUAAUGUACAUUCAUUAUUUGUUUCUUUUAUGUUCCGAGAUAUUGAAUGAUACAUGUACUGUUAACAUGAAUACAUUUUGUUACAACAGCGCCACCUGUUGGUCAGUUUCCCACCAGUCUGACAUUCCCAAUGCUGCAGAUCUGACAGGAGGUGGGGCUUAAUGUUACUGGGUGGAGUUAUAAAAGCAUCAUGGGAUGGGUGCAACUACACGUAUCCCCCGUGACCUGGAGGCUUGCUCAGUGUCUGUAUACAUGAGAAAUAUUAUUUCCACCAGUGCUGCUAUAACUUGUGUUUCAGCCAAUAUGUUAAUAUUUUAAUGUUUGUACCUUAAAGUAUUGGAUUUUAAUCUUGCAUAUUGGGACUUUACAUAUU
This is a messenger RNA of Xenopus laevis (African clawed frog), 1415 nucleotides long. RefSeq lists its product as uncharacterized. The record is from RefSeq and is a predicted model, not a curated record. The transcript is spliced from 5 exons. Lineage: Eukaryota; Metazoa; Chordata; Amphibia; Anura; Pipidae. Bases 267 to 977 code for a protein of 236 amino acids.